UCCAAAACGGUCCAGACCAAAACGGCCCAAUCCAGGACGGCCCAGAUAUAUUAAAUAUACCGUACUAUAUCGUUAUGACAAAUUAAAGAUGCUAUUAUGUAAGAUCAUAGUUGAUUUAGAAUAAAAUUAUAUUAAGGGACAAUUAUUUUUUCUGAUUGAUUGCAAUUCAGUAUAAUUAUGUUCGCAGUUUGAUUGGUCUCUUCUCUUAAAGUACACCGACUGUUUAUUGAUGUGCGUAAUUAAUCCUAUUAUAAUCAUCUGCAUAAUGCUUCUAUCACUAUAAAUGAAUUAAUUACUUUUAAGUAAUUACUUAUAUCGCGAUACAUUCUUAAAUUUAUUUGACGGUCAAAACCGUUUAAAUAAGUUAUGUCAAUUAACAUAAUUAUCUAUCUUUUACGGGCAUUUAAUUGAUUAAAAAAUUAUUUUACUUAUCACAGUUUUUACCGCGAUAUCUUUAAUGUAUUAAUUUAGAUUAGUUUGAGUAGUACAAGCGUGAAAAUAAAGCUGUAAAUUAGGUAUAAAAGCGUAGUAUUUUUUUUCAGAAGCAUCCUUAUUUCCAGAGUAUUUUUAUAGACUACGCAUUAUAUUCAUUUAUUUAAAGUGCUCACUUUAGCUAGUUUAUAACCACUAUAAUUAUGGAUUAUCCGUGCAUUGUGUGUAGUUCAGAAGUGAGGCCACGCCAGCAUGCCGUAGCCUGUGAUAAAUGUGCGAAGUGGCAACAUAGAACAUGUAAUACAGGUAUUACAGCCGCCGCAUAUAGACAAGCUGUCCGCCAAGGCGACGACAUUCCUUUUAUAUGCAAGAUGUGUGUCAGUCAGUCUCCGCAACUGUCUGUGUCCGACGAGUCCGAAAAUGAAUUGGAACCCACGAUUAUUGAGCGCAGCGUACCUGUGUAUGAGAUGGAAACUAUGGUAGACGACCAACCUUCCGUUCUUGAACUGAGUACUCCUAUUGAUAUCCAGCAGUCUGAUGAGCCACCUAUCUUAGAACGUAGUAUUCCAGAAGGCCAUGCGUUAUUUCCGGUGCCAGUCGCAGAGUCUACAGCCCUCGAAAUAGAUGACGACAACACCUUACCGACAGAACCAGAUCCCGAACCGAUCUUCAUGGAUGCAGACAGUGACGACAACAGUGAUUCCAGUAUAUCAUUCGACAUAUCUAACAGGCGCUUUAUAGAUUCGGUUCAUCCAAUUCAGGAACAGCUGGCAUCACCGUCUAAACAGUAAAGCGGGGAACAUGGGGCUGCAAUUCUACAGACUGGUGCCACUACUACAAACCGAGGCAGACGAUGUGAAAAUGGCGAUCCGCGCAGGUGAUCUGGAAAGAAACAUGAGAGGACGGUCAAAGACGUUGGAGAAAAGUCUAAGCUCCAUCUGGGACCAAUAUGAAGAGGGUAACAUCACAACAUCUAAAUUCCUCAAAAGAUGUGGCGAGCUCUACGGAGUCAGAGUGUAACUGAAGUGUACUACAAAAACUUAAAAACUAGACUGAAAAAUGAGUGUGUGAUUAUAUAUGUUAUUAUAGUGUAAAUACUUCUGUUUUUGUUUUUUAUUAUAUUAAGUGUUUUCUUGUAUGUUAUUCGUUUCUUGUCUUUAUUAUGAUUAUCUUGAAGUUACAUUGAAUAUGUUUAAAUUAUUGUGUUGUUUUAUCUGUUCUUGUAUAAAGUGUGUUUGUGUCCUGUUUCGUUGUACAUAUUCAGUUUUGUAUAGUAUUGAUUAUCAGCAUUUCCAAUAUAUAUGUAUUAUCGUAUUCAGUCAUACUGAUAAUAUUUAAUGUUCAUGUUAAUUUCAUGUAUAAGUAUGUUUUCGUGUCCUGUCCAGUUAUCAAAUUAUUUGUAUAAUAAAAUUUGUUGUCAUUUUGUAUAAUAAAAU
This is a messenger RNA of Mercenaria mercenaria, 1868 nucleotides long. RefSeq lists its product as uncharacterized. The record is from RefSeq and is a predicted model, not a curated record. The coding region runs from base 636 to 1223 and encodes 195 amino acids. Lineage: Eukaryota; Metazoa; Mollusca; Bivalvia; Venerida; Veneridae. The transcript has 5 exons.